Molecule: messenger RNA, 3284 nt
Organism: Helicoverpa zea (corn earworm)
Lineage: Eukaryota; Metazoa; Arthropoda; Insecta; Lepidoptera; Noctuidae
Gene: Su(dx)
Product: E3 ubiquitin-protein ligase Su(dx)
Exons: 13
Coding region: 381-3002 (873 amino acids)
Biological process (GO): ubiquitin-dependent protein catabolic process
Molecular function (GO): protein binding; ubiquitin protein ligase activity
Source: RefSeq, a predicted model, not a curated record
UAAGAAUAAAGACACAACACUCAAACACUCAACAGUGCAGUGACUAAUAAUUUCAGGAAUUUAUUAUUUCUAAUCAAUUUAAAAAUCAUUUUAACAAUAGUUCUUCAAAUCAUUUUUGCAUCUAAAAUAGUUUUAGCUUUUCAACUGAUUCUUUGUGAUAUUUCAGUGUGGUAUUAAGGACUGUAAAAAAUAAAACAGCGUUAUGAAUGUUCCGUGACGAUACAACAUUAUUUGUGUAUUUCCUUCAGUGAGAUAAGAACAACGUUACAAGAUAACUUGAAGGACUUCUAUCCAAUGGAUUGCCUCAUUAAUGGAGAAUAAGUUAUAAACUAGCAUGGGAUAUGGUAUCAUUGGUGUAAUAUGAACUGAAAAAAGUCACAAUGACUGAGAGUGUACCAGUUUUAACUACACCAAUUUCUUUAUCAACAUACCAUCAACUUAGUCUCACAGUUGAAUCAGCAAACAUAAAAAAUUCUGGACUUUUUAAACCAAAUCCAUAUUUACAAGUAAUAAUUGAUGAUAAGAUUUCAAGACGUACAGAAGUCAUAAAAAGUACUUUGCACCCAAAAUGGAAAGAAGAUCUUACAGUGCUUGUUACACCUCAAUCACAGUUGUUGUUCCGGCUGGCAGACUAUCAUAGCUUCAGAAAAGAUAACAUUAUUGGAGAAAAAAGAGUUAAUUUAUUGAAAGUUUUGUUAUACUGCAAUGGAAAAUGUGAUAAUGUGGAGCUGAAUAUAGAUUUGAUGAAAACAGUGUCCCAAGAAAACUCUUCCAGUGUAAGUGGAGAAGUAAAAGCAGCUGAACUAGUGAUACUUCUCGAUGGCUUAAGAGUUGAUCCAUCUGUUCUGAGUCAGUCACACGAGAUACUUGGAGAGUCUACGAACAGUAGUGGUCCUCUUAAUGAUGGAGUUAGAGCAAGGAUAAGGGUGCGGAGCAAUGCCGAGUCUGCAAUGAGAUCAGUGGUUCGCGCUCAAACUUUACGACCUCCUCCGGGUCCGCCUCCGCUGAGCAAUGGCACGGUGCAGCACGGCGGGGCGCUGGGCGCGGCGGUGGCGGGGCCGGCGAGCGGGGCGGGCGCGGCGCCCGACAGUGGCGCGGGCCCAUCGCACGCCGAAGCGGACUCGACCACCCCGGGACAUGCUGUCCUCUAUGCGAACCCCGCCGAAGAGCCUCUGCCCGCCGGCUGGGAGAUGCGAUACGACGUGUACGGCCGCAGGUACUACGUGGACCACAACACGCGGUCGACGUCGUGGGAACGGCCGCAGCCGCUGCCGCCGGGCUGGGAGGUGCGGCGCGACGGGCGCGGGCGCGUGUACUACGUGGACCACAACACGCGCACCACCACGUGGCAGCGCCCCGACACCGAGCGCCUGGCGCGCUUCCAGCACUGGCGCGGCGAGCGCCGCCACGUGGUCGCGCAGGGCAACCAGCGCUUCCUCUACCCGCCGCCGCAGCCGCCGCACCAGCCCGACUCCGAGCACGACCUCUCCGCCGCCGGAAGUGGCGCAGUGGCGGGCACGAGCGUGGCGCAGGAGGCGCCGCCCGCCAGCGCCGGCAGCGCGGCCGCGCCCGACGACUCGCUGGGCGCGCUGCCGGCGGGCUGGGAGCGUCGCGUGCAGCCCGACGGACGCGUCUACUACGUCAACCACAAGAACCGCACCACGCAGUGGGAGGACCCCCGGACACAGGGUCAAGAGAUGAGCGCUCUGGAGGAGGCGCUGCCGCCGGGCUGGGAGAUCAGGUUCACGGAGGAGGGCACGCGCUACUUCGUGGACCACAACACGCGCAGCACGACGUUCCAGGACCCGCGGCCGGGCGCGCCGAAGGGGCCGCAGGGCGCCUACGGCGUGCCGCGCGCCUACGAGCGCUCCUUCCGCUGGAAGCUCAGCCAGUUCCGCUAUCUGUGCCAGAGCAACGCCCUGCCCAGUCAUAUUAAAAUAACGUUGUCGCGACAGUCGCUUUUCGAGGAUUCUUAUCAUCAGAUAAUGAGGUUGCCUGCGUACGAGUUGCGCAGACGACUGUACAUAAUAUUCCGCGGAGAAGAGGGGCUAGAUUAUGGUGGUGUGAGUCGAGAGUGGUUCUUCUUACUGUCACACGAAGUCCUAAACCCCAUGUACUGCCUCUUCGAGUAUGCUAACAAGAACAACUACAGCCUACAAAUUAACCCAGCCAGUUACGUAAAUCCAGAUCACCUCCUUUAUUUCAAGUUCAUAGGCAGAUUUAUAGCAAUGGCAUUGUAUCACGGUAGAUUUAUUUAUUCAGGAUUCACAAUGCCCUUUUAUAAAAGAAUGUUAAACAAAAAACUGACCAUGAAAGACAUCGAGUCUAUAGAUCCGGAAUUUUACAAUUCUCUGGUUUGGAUCAAAGAUAAUAAUAUAGACGAAUGCGGCCUAGAGAUGUGGUUCAGCGUAGACUUCGAAGUGCUAGGCCAAGUCAUACACCACGAGCUCAAACCAUCCGGCGAUAAGGAACGUGUUACCGAGACAAACAAGGAGCAGUACCUUCAGUUAGUCACUCAGUGGCGAAUGACUAGAGGCAUAGAAGAACAAACCUCAGCAUUCCUGGAUGGAUUUAAUGAGGUGGUACCUCUAGAGUGGCUCAAAUAUUUCGACGAGCGCGAGUUGGAGCUGAUGCUGUGCGGCAUGCAGGAGGUCGACGUAGACGAUUGGCAACGAAAUACUAUUUACCGACAUUACACUCGUACAAGCAAGCAAGUCCUUUGGUUUUGGCAGUUUGUCCGUCAAAUGGAUAACGAAAAGCGCGCAAGAUUACUACAGUUUGUAACCGGCACCUGUCGAGUUCCUGUGGGUGGAUUUGCCGAACUUAUGGGAUCGAAUGGUCCACAGAGAUUUUGCAUAGAAAAGGUUGGAAAAGAUACUUGGUUACCCCGGUCGCAUACAUGCUUCAAUCGACUCGACUUACCGCCAUACAAGAGCUAUGAGCAAUUAUGUGAAAAACUGAACUUUGCUAUUGAAGAAACUGAAGGCUUUGGGCAGGAAUAAUGUAUUGUUAUAUAAUAUUACUAGAAUCAUUAAAAUAGUUAUUGUAAAUUAUUAUUAUAUGCACGCACCACCUCAAUGUGAGGAAUAAUCACCAAUGGAAUUGGUGCUGUCAUAAAAAGACCAACCAAAUAAUUAUAUGAAUAUAUUUGUAUUAAAUUACUUCUAUGAUAAAACUAUGUAGAUAUUGUUAGUGUAAUAUGUCGGUUGUUUAAGAAAUAUUUGUUUGAACUACAUUAAAAACAAGGUUCUUCUAAAGGUUCAUUAAAUAAUUUUUAAACAGUG